AUUUCACCAUACAAUGAAGUGAACAUGUUCAACCUUAACCAAUCCAAGUUUCAUAUAACAGUACUCUUUAUAUAUAGCAGUAUUCUUUUCAAAGAAGAAACACAAUCUACAAUACAUAAUCGCAUAGAGAAGUAACAAUAAAAGAAGAACAACAUGAACGGGCAAGAAGAAGAAGAAGGAAAAAAGAAAAUAAAAGAAAUUUUGAAGAGUGGACUGGACGACCUGGUUAACGUGAAUUCACUGUUGAGCAUAGCGGUAUUCGUGGGACUAUCGUACGCGACGCCAGGCCAACGCAGCCUGGAGAACCGACCAGAGUGCGACGCGGAGCCCCGACAGGCCGAGAACCUCGUGGUACUAGAAGUCGUGGCGUUCAGUUUCUUCCUCUUCUCAAGCCUCGUUGCAAAGUCAUUGAAAGUUAAUUUCCAAAUUUACGGCGAUGGAAACUUUGAGAUCGAUGAAAAGACAGGACGAGGACGUCUGAAGUGGUGGAAAUGGGUGUUCCUCAGCUUGUCCGUGUUGGCGUCGUUCUUGGGUUGUUUUUUCUUAAUGCUUUCGAUGUUUUAUCUGAUUCAGAUAAGGUUGGGAAGGGUGUCUUGCAAGAGCCCAUACACACAAGGAGCAGCUCUAUUGAUGACUGUUAUUGUUUGUGUUGGUAUGCUCAUCUAUCUACCUCUAGUCGUCGCUGCUCUACAUAAGGCUUUGCAUUUGAAAUUUAAAUCAGGAGAAAGACAACAACAAAGCUAGGCUGGCUGGCUGUCUGGGCUACUAGUAGUACCCAAAUUGUUAUACCUUGCUGUCUAUGUUGCUGGAAAGAGUACUGUACUUUUUGUGUUUUGUUUGUCUAAUUAAUGUAUUUUAAUUUUCGAAAUACAUUUUGUUUUUUCA
Camellia sinensis is the source of this 885-nucleotide messenger RNA. NCBI's taxonomy places the organism in Eukaryota, Viridiplantae, Streptophyta, Magnoliopsida, Ericales, Theaceae. The record is from RefSeq and is a predicted model, not a curated record.